UUUGUGCUGCUGUGGCUGAUCCUGGAACUGCACCGACACACUGAAGAGUCACCGAGUGUCUCUCUCUCUGUGUGAGUGUGUGUGAGAGAGUGUGUGUGUUCAAGUCCAACUCGUCUCUGUUGUUGUUGCUUAUCGAGCCACAAAACCAAAGCGGCUUCCUCCCCGGAUCACAUCCCCGGAGCAGGGAUGUGUUUUGUCCGUUGAUGGUCAUCCGACGACCAUUACACACCGACAGCAGCUCCCUGAACGCACCACCGACAUCUUGGCUGCUGUUUUUGGCUUAAAAAAAAAACAAAACAAACAAAAAAAACUCCUAAAUUUACACCACCCGCUCCCCACUCCCCCCACAAAAGCAUCGUCCGUCUUCCUUUCCCUGGAUCCGACCAUCUUGGCUGCUGCUUUCCAGGCGACAACACACCGGCUGUGAUGGCAGAGCAUCUGUCCCAGAGUGAGCUGGACUAUCCAUUCAAACUUCUGGAAUAUUUCAACGGCUUCAGGGUCUCAAAGGUGAUAUUUUCAGCCUGUGAGCUGGGAGUGUUUGACCUCCUGCUGAGGUCCCAGGAGCCUCUGAGUGCCCAGCAUGUGGCCCGGGAGCUGAGCACCAGCGUGGACGGGAUGGAGCGGCUGCUGGACGCCCUGGUGGGCAUCGAGAUCCUGGAGGUGGAGACCACAGACGGGACAGCUUUUUACAGCAGCACUGAUGUGGCAAACCUUUACCUGGCCAAAGGCAGCGCCAAGUCUCUUCACGACAUGAUCAUCUACCAGUCCCAGACCAUCUACCCACUGUGGAAUAACAUGGUGGACGCCGUCAGGGAGGGGAAGAACCAGAAUGAGAAGACCUUUGGCCUUCCAUCAGAGGAUACUUUCCAAGCUAUUUACAGAUCAGAGGAGGAGAUGUUGAAAUUCAUGGGUCUGAUGAACUCCUCGUGGGUUCUCGAUGGACGCGACAUCGUGACAGCGUUCAACCUCUCCUGCUUUCAGACGAUUGUAGAUCUUGGAGGAUGCACUGGUGCUCUAGCUCGAGAGAUGGCGAAGGAAUAUCCCUCUUCCUCCGUCAUCGUGUUCGACCUCCCACAGGUCGUAGAGACGGCUCAGAAACAUUUCUCCCAGGAGAACGAUAGCGUCGUAUUUCAGACAGGAGAUUUCUUCAGUGGUGAAAUCCCUGCUGCUGACUUGUACGUUCUGGCCAGAAUCAUUCAUGACUGGGCCGAGGAGAAGAGCCUGACUCUGCUGAAGAAGAUCUACGACACCUGCAAACCAGCUCAGCUCAGUUUUUCCUCCUGGCAGGCGGUGGCGUCCUGCUGGUGGAGGCCCUGCUGUUUGAGAACAGACGAGGUCCCGUCAUGGCUCAGAUCUUCUCCCUCAACAUGCUGGUGCAGAUGCAGGGCCGGGAGCGUCCGCCGUCAGAGUACACCCACAUGCUCCAGAAGACCGGAUUUCAAAACGUUCAGGUGUGUCGGACCGGCAAGUCGUACGACGCCAUCCUGGCCAUCAGAUGAGCUCAGACCGACGCCGGGACGGUCGAGAGAGGAAAGUAAAGAACAUUUAACUUGAACAUUUCAAGGCCUUGAAAAGGUUAGGGAAAGAACAUCAAACCAUAAGCUCUGCAAAAAACACUGUUCUCUGAUUUAUGUUGUCGUCAACCUCGGUGACUUUUCAGAUACUGUGAUUACAGUUCAACCUGUUUUAAUUAAUAUUUCACUACUGCCAGUAGCCAGUUAGCUUAGCUUAGCAUGAGCUAGCCUGCCUUUAUGAAACAGUAACAGGCGCUUCUAAAUCUCACUAAUUAACAUUAUAGAUAUAUUUUGUUUUAUCUGCACAAAAACCGUGUGUAGAGGAGGAGAGCACUGAGAUCGAUAGAAGAUAAAAUCAUUUGUUCAGAACAGAUGUUUUUGGCAAAAGCUUUGUCAGUUUUCACACUGAACGUCUGCCUGUAAUGUUUGUUUUGGAUAACUGAUCUUUCUUAAGUCAGUAAUAUCAAAAGAGCAUUAAUGCAUCAUGUCAUCCAUAUCACAGACAUUAUAACACUAAUUAACGCCUACAAGAUGUUGUGAUGUGCACCUCUGUUUGCUGUGAUGAGUUCAGGUUCCCUCAUAAAUCAGACACUGCACAACUCAACGCUUCACGACAAACCUUCGUUUACCUCCGUCACUCCUUUACUGUUAAAAAGUUCUUCUUUAUUUCUCCAGUCACAGUGUAAAGGCUGGUUACAUGAAAAAUCAACUUUUUCAACCUGGUUCUCAGUGAUGUCAGUGUUCAUCAUGCUGUUUUAUAUAUAUAUCACAUUAUGAAAGUGUUUACAGUAUAAAUCAGUUUACAUCAUCUCAGCAGUGAGUUUCUCUUUUUAAGUUGAGGAGAUAAUUGUUUUUUGUGUUUUGCAUGUUAUUAAUGAGAAUGUGUGAACACAAAUGAUCAAAAUGUGCAGUGAAAACAUAGAAAAACCGUCUUUAUGUAUUAACACACGUUACCAUGAGCUUGUUUUCUGUCUUCUGAUCAUUCCACUCCAACAUGUUGGCAGCAUGCAUCCUUCAAACUAAAUCACAGACAUGUGAUGUUUACUCUCUGUGUGAACGGCUCAUUUUUUAAAAAGUUGUUGUUCCUAUUAAAAGCUCUGCACGUGUAAACAA
Molecule: messenger RNA, 2627 nt
Organism: Lates calcarifer (barramundi perch)
Lineage: Eukaryota; Metazoa; Chordata; Actinopteri; Centropomidae
Gene: asmt2
Product: acetylserotonin O-methyltransferase 2
Exons: 9
Coding region: 427-1554 (375 amino acids)
Biological process (GO): melatonin biosynthetic process; methylation
Molecular function (GO): acetylserotonin O-methyltransferase activity
Source: RefSeq, a predicted model, not a curated record